Messenger RNA from Fusarium graminearum PH-1, 639 nucleotides. RefSeq lists its product as uncharacterized. Bases 1 to 639 code for a protein of 212 amino acids. The transcript has 2 exons. The record is from RefSeq and is a predicted model, not a curated record. NCBI's taxonomy places the organism in Eukaryota, Fungi, Ascomycota, Sordariomycetes, Hypocreales, Nectriaceae.
AUGAACCAUCUCGUGUUUCAGUGUGGCGGAGAGCGUCCCACUUGCUUCGCGUGUGUCCGCAAUGGCCAUUCAGCAGAAUGCUCGUACGAGACACAGCCAACAGAGACACAGCGUCAAGCCUGGAAGCGCAAGUACAGUGCCGUGGAUGGCGAAAACAGUGUCCAUCGUAGAUUUAUCAAUAUCCUUCGGUCUCACCCAGAACAAGAUGUCAACGAUAUUCUGAACCGUCUUCGUGGCGGAACCAGCGCGGAUGAGCUUGUGAGACACGUCGAGUCGGGAGACUUACUCUUGGAGCUAUCAGUUGCACCAGGCAUACAAUGGCGACAUAAUCCUGGCGGUCUAUUAACCAUCCCCGAUUUACCCAAGACUGCCAAUAACCCUUAUGUCAAGUCUCUCAUCUAUCACAUAAAAUUCGGUCCAUUGACACCAACAAGACCACGGCCACCACCAGCAGGGUCUCUCGCUUCGUACAAUGCACCAUACCAUACUGCUGGCAUGAUCAGCGUCCUCCUUGACACUUGUCAACUCGAUAUAGAAGCGACGAGUCUGGAUUCUUUAUUUAUAAAUCAUCUUUCGCAAUUGGUAAAUUAUGAUUCUUCGUGUGUUCCAUACGCGCGUCCAAAUGCAGCCCUGGCUUAG